Molecule: messenger RNA, 1886 nt
Organism: Postia placenta MAD-698-R-SB12
Lineage: Eukaryota; Fungi; Basidiomycota; Agaricomycetes; Polyporales; Adustoporiaceae
Exons: 7
Coding region: 86-1714 (542 amino acids)
Biological process (GO): proteolysis
Molecular function (GO): aspartic-type endopeptidase activity
Source: RefSeq, a predicted model, not a curated record
GUCUGUCUCUUACCACCACUGGCGUGCUGCCAGGCCAUCUCUUCUCCGUCGCUCUUUAGUCCUGCCUCUCAUUUGUCUCGUCUGAAUGCGGUCUCUGCUUCCCUUCACUCUGCUCUGCUUGCUCCUCGAUGCCCACGCUGUGCAUGCUCUCAGAUUCCCAGUCUCCACGCGCACAUCUGCCGGACGCCGCUCAGCCUCUGGCAGCCUGGGUGCGCGUUCCUCCGAUACCCUUCUCCCCGUGAAGAAUACCCAGAACUCGGAAUACAUCACCAACAUCACGCUCGGAGGCAGAGAGAUACCCGUGCUUCUGGAUACUGGGAGCUCUGAUCUGUGGGUGACGGGAGACGUCCCCGACGUGACUGAUCUCGGUGUCUCCGAGUCUCUGUCUUACGCUGUCGGGACCGCAAGUGGCGAUGUCAACACGGCUACGCUGCAGUUUGGCAACUACACCGUAGACAACCAAGCAUUCUUGCUCGUCAAGAACAUUUCCUCAUUUUCUGUCAACAUCGCCGCCGAGGGCUAUGACGGCCUUAUCGGGCUCGGGCCCAACACCGGCUCCGUUAUACGUGACAAGGUCGGCGAUUCGCGCGGCGACAGCGUGCUGGACCGCAUCUUCCAGCAGAACACGUCCUCGUCCAACUACAUGACUGUCCUCCUGAACCGCUUGGGCGACCCCUCGAGCCCAUCUCAGGGCCAGAUGUCCAUCACGGAGAUCAUACCCGGCUACGAGAACAUCACCAACAUGGCGAAGCUGACCGUGGAGAAGGUGCACAAGCUGACGGACCUCGACCAGCACUGGCAGGUAUACACCGACAAGAACGGCGUGAUUGGCCCGGACGGGCAGCCAAUCGAGGUGGACUCCAUCGUCCCGUCCGCCCCCGACGGCCAGCUUGUCGUGGUGUUUGAUUCGGGAUAUACGCUCCCGCAAGUGCCUCGAGCCAUGUCCGAUGCCAUAUACGGCCGAGUUCAGGGCGCCGAGUAUAACUCGGAAGUGGGCGUGUGGACGAUCCCGUGCACGCAGAUGCUGAACAUCAGCUUCCAGUUCGGCGGGGUCAACUACCCUAUCAGCCCGCUGGACACAUCGAGUAGUGAAUUCGACAUGAUCAAUGCAGCGGGCGAGACCGUUUGUGUAGGAGCGUUCCAACCGAUCAGCUCUGCAUUCAGCUUGCUCGGUGAAUAUGACAUCAUCCUGGGCAUGUCCUUCCUCCGGAACGUGUAUGCCCUGUUCGAUUACGGCAACUUCGUCGAGGACACGAGCUCCGACCUCGGCGACCCCUUCAUCAAGCUCCUCCCUACUACCAACCUCACCGCCGCCCACUCAGCCUUCGUGCAAGUACGACUGAGCGGCGUCGACACCACCGGGUCUUCCUCCCAGUGGCUACUCCCUAGCUCUGAGAUGCAGCACUCGCCCGAGACCGAGGCAGAGAAGAAAGCACAGUACGAAGAGUACGUGCUCAGCCGCUGGCCCGAGAUCUUCGUCGGCUGCCUCGCGUUUGUGCUGAUCGUCAUCGGGAUCAUCAUCUGGCGCUGCUGCGUGCGCCGCAAGCGCGCGCGCGCGAAGGCGGCGGGGCUGCUCCCGACGAGCGCCAAGGACGGCAGCGGCGCGCAGCCGUACCGGCAGCUGGCGGACCCGUCGACCGCGACGCUCGUGGACAUGCAGAGCAUGGAGGGGAAGCACGCCGAGUAUGCGCGCGGCUCGUACGCCUCGAGGUGAGUGGCGGGCGACGCGACGGCCCGCGGUGUGUCCGUGGGGGACGGCCUUGGGGGACAUUGCUUUGCCUAUGUGGACAGGAUGUCUUAGUACGCUCAUGUUGUAGCCCGCCGGAAUCUCUAGUCGACUGCACGUAUUUUUGUGCUAUAAUGCCAUCACUUUGUGCCUUGUGCGU